This is a messenger RNA of Aphis gossypii (cotton aphid), 4679 nucleotides long. RefSeq names its product G1/S-specific cyclin-D2-like. NCBI's taxonomy places the organism in Eukaryota, Metazoa, Arthropoda, Insecta, Hemiptera, Aphididae. The coding region runs from base 461 to 1318 and encodes 285 amino acids. Gene Ontology annotation, biological process: regulation of cyclin-dependent protein serine/threonine kinase activity; positive regulation of G1/S transition of mitotic cell cycle; mitotic cell cycle phase transition. Gene Ontology annotation, molecular function: cyclin-dependent protein serine/threonine kinase regulator activity. Gene Ontology annotation, cellular component: nucleus; cyclin-dependent protein kinase holoenzyme complex; cytoplasm. The record is from RefSeq and is a predicted model, not a curated record. The transcript is spliced from 5 exons.
GCACACACUCACACGUCGCUGUCCCACUGAUACUGAUUCGAUUCCGACGACGAGACGCGCGGCACACACGCAUUCUGACCUGGUCCGUUGCCGGGUUCGGACGUUUCAGCGCGCAUUCAUUACGCAUACGCUCUUCCACUCGCACACACACACGCCACACCGUUGUCGUAUAUUAUUAUAACAUAACAUACCGGUAUCCCGUGCGUACUACCACGUCUCUGUCGAUUUUUUAAUAUUUUGUGAUUGACGAUUAUUAAAAAAUAAAAUACAUAUUGAAAACAGUUCUCUAAAUUUAAACUAUAUAAUCUCGUGGUAUUCUGUUCCUUCUCCGCACACGGUAUCUACCUCGCUCGCGCAAACACACACGCGCAUAAACUACCAAUACCAUAUUAUUAUACUCAGACGUUAUAUAUAUUAUAUAAUAUAAUAUUAUAUUCACUGCGAAAUCAUCGUUUCAAUCAUGGACUUGUUGUGUUGCGAAUCCACUUCGAAGAGCGUCGCGCAAAAGGAUCCGACACUGUUGUUGGACGACCGCGUAUUCGACACCAUGCUCAAGUCCGAGAUCAGGUGCUUGCCGGCUCCCGACUAUUUGGCGACCGUCCAGAGGGACCUCACGGCCAACCUCAGGAAGAUCGUCGUCGAUUGGAUGUGGGAGGUCUGCGAAGAACAAAAGUGCCAAGAAGACAUUUUUCCAUUGGCCGUCAACUAUAUGGACAGGUUCCUGUCGGUAAAUCCGAUCAAUAAAAAUCACCUACAGCUGCUGGGCACCACUUGCCUGUUGGUCAGCUCUAAACUUCGGGAGUCCGACUGCCUUUCCGUCGACCUUUUGGUUCUGUACACGGACAAUACCAUUACUUCUGAAGAACUGUUGAUGUGGGAGCUGCUCCUGUUGAGCAUCUUGAAAUGGGACGUGUCCGCGAUCACGGCUCACGACUUUCUGUGGUAUAUACUUAAAAGACUGCACAUGGACACGGCCAAGCCAUUCGUUGACGUUGUUAUCAAACACUGCGGCACGUUCAUUGGCAUGUGCGCCAGAGAUUAUAAAUUUUGCUCGUACAAGCCCAGCGUGAUCGCCGGGGCCAGCAUCGCGGCUGCUCUCAAUGGACUGGAAUACGCGGCCAUUUACAAGUACGACUUGUUCACUAAGCUGCACGUCAUUACUGGUUCUAAAAAGGAGGUCCUGAAGACGUGCCAAGAGCAAAUCGAGGCAAUGGUCGAAGGUCACAAGAGACAACGCAAAGAAAUGGAAUUCGAAAUGUACGAAAAGCCGUACGACAAGACUGCCGAGUCGGACGAUACUACAAACUGUUGGAUUUGAGAUCGUCGUCAGACUUACAAAAAAUAUAUUUACGAGGAAAAAAAACUACAGUGAAAAAAAAAACAAAACAAUUUUUAUUUUAUUAUUAUAACACAGCAGUACAUUUCACUUAUUACAACCAAUCGGUGAUAAAUCGUCGGUACAUAUAUUACACAUUUUACACACAACAAUAUUAUAAAAUGCUAAAUAAUACCUAUAUUGUUUAAGGUACUCGCAUAUGGUUAGAUUUUUGACUUUUAGAGACACUGUAAUAUGAUUAUUAGUAGUCUUAAGAUUAGGUUUUAUGAUUAUUUUGACUUUAUUAUUAUUUUUUAAUGGGGAAGGCAAUAAAAUACGCUUCAUGUUUCCGUACAUAUAAUGUUAUUAUAAUAAGAUUAUUAUUAUUACCCAUAGCAACUUCAGUUUAUUAAACAGUGUAAUAGUAAUUGUUUAAUACCAUACAAUAUAAAACUAAUUUUUAUUAAAGUUCAACGUAAUCUAAAAACGAAAAAAAAAAAAUCAAUUUUCUAAAAAAAUUGUAAAUAGAUUCUGUGAACCACAGUCGAUCGCGGCAGACGUACGCGAUAUUUAUUAUAUCUAUCACACGUCAUUGUGUUGUAUAUUUUAUUUGUUCCAUUUACUACACCGAGAUUUGAUUUAAAUGUACAGUAAAGUGCCGGUACGGCUACCUAUAUAACCAACAGAUUCCUAAAAAUUAUUAACUUUUAAGUUAUAUCAAAAUAGAUAGUUAUUAUAUUACAUAUGAUUAUAUUUUAAUAUAUAUUAUUUACUUAAAUUUUUUUUUAGCGUUUAAGGUAGAUUCGCCGACCCUGAGUUCAGCACAUGGUUGGUGCGACAUUUUUUUUAAAGAUCUCUUGCGUCGGCAGUCUUUUUUUUAUAUAUAUAUAUAUUUAUAAAUAAUAAAGCUCAAGUUUCCAUUGAUAAAUAAAAUAUCACUCACGAUUGUAGCUUUCUUUGUAUUUCCGAACGUUUACACAUUUUUACAAUAUUGUUUACAAAAAUUAAUAUUUGUUUUCUACAGACAUACUAAUUUAUAUUCACUGUUUUUUUCUUCAAAAUAAAGAGUUAAAUUAAAUUAAAUUAAAAUUAACAUAAUUUAAUAAAUACGAUCCACUGGUAAUACCGAAAUAAUAUAAUUAAUUUAUUAUUAUUUUUAUCAUUAUUAUUAUAUAUAUUUUUUUCUGUUAACGUUAAGAGUUUUAUAGCAAUUAUUUUUAAGUAUGUAGCAUACACCGUUGUUCUAUUAUUCACAUUGCCCCUCUCCAUUAUCCAUUAUUUUAAAAUUCGUUGAGAAAUCUACGAAAAAAACGAUAGAAAUCACGUCUUCCACAGGCUUCAAAUCCGCGCGAAGCCAUUGGCUUCCCGAGAUUUGUCUCUCCUCCAUUCCCCCCAAAUUCACUUCGUAGUGUAUUCGGAUUAUAACAUAUAAACAUACUCAUGGGACGUGGGUUAACGGCUCGGGCACGGAGGGACGAAAUAAAAUUAACACAAAACAUUUUUUUUUUUUUGAAAACGUGUUUUUUAUACACGCACACAACAUUACAUACCUCAGUUCCAAGUUGAUUUAUUUAUUUUUUUCCAUAGUAUAAUGCUUAAUAAUAAUAAAUAGUAAUAGUAACGUAUAUUAUAAUUUGUAAGUCCUGGAUAUGUCCCGAACCGCUUGUAAAAUAUAUUUUAUAACUUCGUCCCAACGGUCAAAAUUCGAUAACUAAUCGGGGAGAAGGAGGGGAACGUAACGUUUCGGCCUCGUUAUAAUUAUUUUAGAAUGUAAGUCGCACCACAAACACAAACACACUUUUAUGUAAUAUUAUAAUGAUGUAUAAUGCAUAUAAUAAUAUACCCAUUGGUGAAUUUUAGUUGUUUAGAAAAAAAUUUAUAUAAUAUUAUUUAAUAUAUACAUAUUUAUAUAUAUUUAUAUAUAUAUACAUAUAUAACUACCCAAGUUAAUUCUAUUUAAAUAUAAAUAAUAAAACAUAAAAAAAAAGAUUCUGCUAUUCACUAUAGUUUUGCACUGUUAUCAACGCAGUUGUUUUUAUUAUUAUUAUAUUAUUAUUAUUAUUACAUUUUUAUAUAUAUAUAUAUAUAUUAAAAAUAUUUUUUUUUUCCACUCAGGCUAUUUCAACUUUUAUUUUCUCCCGAUUUAUUUCUACAGCCUUUACACGAUUGUUGAGUGUCUGAAGGGUAGUGGAAAUACAUUUUAGAAUUGUUACCAACCGAAAUAGUCAAAUAAAUCUUUGGAAUAUGAUAGAUUAUAAUACCAUGUUUUCAUUUUAUUAUAUAUUUAUAAUUUUUUUUUUUUUUUUUUUUUAAAGUAUAUCGUAAAUAUUAAUGUUUUGGUCUUGUAGAGAACAUGUGACAUCUGUUUCUAUAUUAGGUAUAUGUCUACAAAUAUAUUUAUAUUACACAUAUUUACACAUAUACAUACAUAUAUAUAAUAUAGUUGAUAAGCAUAUUAAAGAAAAUAUAAAGUAAAGAUUUAAGACACUGUUUUUUUUUUUCAAUGUUAUAUUACAGUUUUUAUGUAUAUGUAUAUGAUAUAUUAUUAUUAUUAUUAUUAUUAUUAUUAUAUUCACUAUAUGUUGUCAUGUGCUUUUUUUAAUACAAGCCGUAAAAAUCAAGCUAUGAUAAUUUAACUUUUUAACUUUUUUUUUUUUAUGGUAAUAAUUAGUACAAAUAUUUAUAGACUAACGAAUUCGUACAUCGAAUGCCAAGUUUUAUGUGUUCCCGUAAAGAAAACAAUAGGACUUAGAUAAGACUCAAACGCUUAAAAUUUCGUUUGAAAAUACGCUUACGUUUUUCUUUUCUUUUAAAUCUGUGUCGAUCAUAUACACAAACGCAUAGACUUUCCAUAUUAGAUGUAUAAGUUGAGUCAAUCUGGUCAUGUUUGCUCUGUUUUUCUUUUUUUUUACUGUGCCAUAAUAUAAUAGUACCUAAAAAAAAUUAUAUUGAUAUGGUAUAUGUUCAUAUUGCCAUCAUUAAUACACCAUUUUUAUUUUAUACACAUAUUACCUAUAUAUAUAUAUAUUAAAAAGUAAAUUAUACAUACAUUUUUUUUCGUAUUUCAAUAGCUGUUGUUAAUCAUAUUUUACGCGUCGUCUGCGACGUGAAAAGUAUUUGCACAGCAUUUUAUUAUAUAAAAAAAAAAAUUAUACUUAUCUGAACAUAUUUAUCAAUUUGUAAGUAGAUAACCACCGCAUCAUAUUGUCAGGCAGUGGUUAUACAUAUUUACGAACUUUUAACAUGUAACAAUGUAUAAUUAUUUACACAUUAUAUUGAUAUUUUUGUACUUAUUCGUUUUAUUGUAAGGUCAAUAUUAUACUAUAAUAUCAAUAAAGAAAAAAAGAUUUACUGAAAUUAAAAA